Molecule: messenger RNA, 1818 nt
Organism: Haemorhous mexicanus (house finch)
Lineage: Eukaryota; Metazoa; Chordata; Aves; Passeriformes; Fringillidae
Product: importin-4-like
Exons: 14
Coding region: 368-1642 (424 amino acids)
Biological process (GO): protein import into nucleus
Cellular component (GO): cytoplasm; nucleus
Molecular function (GO): nuclear import signal receptor activity
Source: RefSeq, a predicted model, not a curated record
CUGCAGCUCGGGGUCCCUCCCCCUCCCCUCCCCCCUCAUCGCCGCCGUCACCGCCCUGGCCCGGGGGGGGGAGCAGCAGCUCCAGGCCCUGGAGGUGCUGGCGGCGCUGGGCCCCGCCCAGGUGGGGGAGGGGCUGCUGGAGGCCCUGGAGCUCGCGCUGCCAUUGGCCGAGGACGGCGACAGCGACGCCACCAGGGUCACUUUGGCGCUGCUGGCGGCCGUCUCGGAGCUGUUGGGGGAGGGGACGGCGCCGCUGCUGCCGCGGCUGCUGCCGCUCCUGCAGGGGGCGCUGCGGCCCCCGCCGCCCCCAUCCGACGCCCCUGAUUGGCUGCUCAAUCUCGAUGACGACUACGAGGGGGCGGAGCCUAUGGAGGACGACGCAGUGGAGUGGGCGGAGACUCAGGAGGUGGAAGUGGGCGGAGCUUUCCCCGGAUUGGCCGAGGCGGCGCUGGGGGCGUUGGGGGAGCUGGCGGAGAACUGCGGCUCCGCCUUCCUGCCGUACCUGGAGCCCUCCCUGGCGGCCAUCUUGGAUCUGACCCAGUUCCCCCAGUGCGAGGUCCGAGGCGCCGCCUACGAGGCCCUGGGGAGCCUCUGCUGCUGCGGGAGGGAGCCCCAGACUGACCCCUCCCCCCUCCACCAGGGGGCGCUCCAAGCCCUCCUGGGCGGGGUCCGGAAGGACCCAGAAGUGGGCGGGGCCUUGGGGGCAGUGGGCGGAGUCGGGCGGAUCCUGCAGCCGCCAGGCCACGCCCACAAGGACUGGCUGGAGCCCAUUGGACGAGCUCUGUGUGACGUCAUCGCCGGAGAGAUCGCCUGCCUGAGAUCGCGGGGGGACGACGAGGACGAGACCUCCCAGCGCGCCGAGCUCCGCGAGACGGCCUCCGAUUGGCUGCCGGAACUGGGCGUGGCCAUGGCCCGAGAGGGCGUGGCCGGCACCGGAGGGGGCGUGGCCUUCCCGCCCCGCCUCUUCCGCCGCAUCCUCCCCGCCCUAUUGGCCGCCCUGGCUGACCCCGCCCACCCGGGGGCGCGGUCGUGGGCGGCAGCCGUGAUUGGCCAGCUGGGCCACGCCCUGGGGAGGGAGGCCACACCCUUUUUGCCGGAUCUGGGCCCUGCGUUCCGAUUGGCUGUCGGUGACGCCGACGACGAGGUCAGGGCCAACGCCUUCUACGCCAUUGGUCGGAUCGGGGAGGCCGUGGGACACGCCCACCAGGAGGGGGCGUGGCCGGGGGCGGAGCUUUGCUGCCACGCCCUCCGGGCCGGGGGGGAGGGGCCAGGGCGGGUCCGGGACAACGCGGUGGGAGCGCUGGUGCGGCAGCAGGGGGCGCCCUGCCAGCAGGUGCUGCCGCUGGUGCUGGGGGCGCUGCCGCUCUCGGCCGAUCUGUCGGAGGAGGAGCCGGUGCUGCGCUUCCUGCUGGGGGCGGGGCCUGAGCCGCUGCGGCCGCUGCUCCCGGAGCUGCUCCGAGGCCUCGGCCCCGCCCUGGCCCUGCAGCGGCUGCAGCCAGAUCUCAGCCAAUCACUGCUGGCGCUGCUCCGCCAGCUGAGCGGGGCCGACCCCCAGCGCUUCCGGGUGGGCGUGGCCUCGCUGGACCCCGCCCACGCCGCCAUCUUGGGCGGGAUGCUGGAUGACGUCAUCGGCGGCCAAUAAAGAUGGAGGACGAUGGGAAAGGGGGCGUGGUUUAUUCUCCUGUGGGCGGGGCUUAAAAAAUUUCGAGAUUUUUCGGAACUUCCCCAAAAAUUCUGCCCCAAAAUUCCUGAAAUUCGACCCAAACCGACCCAAAAAAAUGUAAAAUAAAAUUUGUAGACACGAAAUUAUAAAAUUUA